AUUUUGGAAAUUGCAGACAUUUUCGCAGCCGUAAUUUAUCGGUUUUAGCUUUUCAGGGCACCAAACAGGACCAAGACUUGAGGGAUUCAAGCUCCACAAGAAAGAGAAGGAAAGAGGAUUCGGAAUCAGAACAAAUGACUAUCAAACCUGCAGUUCGGGUUUCCGAUGGGAAACUCAUUGUGAAGGACCGUACGAUCCUGACCGGCGUACCGGAUAAUGUGGUUGAGACGUCGGCGUCGUCGUCGGGGCCGGUGGAGGGAGUAUUUGUAGGUGCGGCUUUCGAUAAAGACGACAGCCACCAUGUCGUUUCACUGGGAACUCUCAGGGACGUCCGCUUUCUUGCGUGUUUCCGGUUCAAGCUAUGGUGGAUGGCCCAGAAGAUGGGCGAUAAAGGAAGGGAUAUUCCUCUUGAGACUCAGUUCCUAUUGGUGGAAACCAAAGACGGGUCCCAUCUCGAAUCGGACGACGGAAACGAGGACAACCAGAUCGUCUACACCGUCUUCCUCCCUCUGAUCGAAGGCUCAUUCAGAGCGUGUUUACAAGGCAACGCAGAUGAUCAGCUAGAGCUCUGUUUGGAAAGCGGCGACAGCGACACUAAAACGUCGUCGUUCACCCACUCCCUCUUCAUCAGUGCUGGAACUGACCCGUUCGGAACAAUCCACGACGCCUUUAAAGCAGUCAAGAACCAUCUGAACACUUUCCGCCUCCGGAACGAGAAGAAGCUCCCUGGAAUCGUCGACUACUUCGGUUGGUGUACGUGGGACGCGUUUUACCAUGAAGUAACCCAAGAAGGCGUAGAGUCCGGCCUCGCGACUCUUGCUGCCGGCGGCACCCCUCCGAAGUUCGUGAUCAUCGACGACGGGUGGCAAUCCGUCGGCGGCGAUCCGCAAGACGAGAACAGUUCAUUGAAGAGAUUAACAGGAAUCAAAGAGAACCCCAAAUUUCAGAACAAGGAAGAUCCAACAUUGGGAAUAAAGAACAUAGUGAACAUUGCCAAACAGAAACAUGGAUUACAAUACGUGUAUGUAUGGCACGCAAUUACAGGAUACUGGGGAGGCGUACGACCAGGAGUGAAGGAGAUGGAGGAAUACGGAUCGGAGAUGAGAUACCCAAAGUUGUCGAAGGGGGUGGUGGAGAAUGAACCGACGUGGACAACGGAUGCGUUGGCGGUAAAGGGCCUGGGUCUGGUGAACCCGAAGAAGGUGUACAAAUUCUACGAUGAGCUUCACAGUUAUCUGGCGCAUGCGGGUGUAGACGGUGUUAAGGUGGACGUUCAAUGUAUCUUGGAGACACUGGGUGGUGGGCUAGGUGGAAGAGUCGAGCUCACAAGGCAAUACCAUCAAGCCCUUGAUGCUUCCAUUGCCAGGAACUUUCCAGAUAAUGGUUGCAUCGCCUGCAUGAGCCACAAUACUGACGCGCUCUACUGCUCAAAGCAAACGGCGGUGGUGAGAGCGUCGGACGAUUUCUACCCGCGUGAUCCGGUUUCGCACACGAUCCACAUCGCCGCCGUGGCAUACAACAGCGUUUUCCUCGGAGAGAUAAUGCAGCCGGACUGGGACAUGUUUCACUCUCUUCAUCCUGCUGCCGAGUACCACGCCUCCGCCAGAGCCAUCAGCGGUGGCCCUAUCUACGUCAGUGAUGCGCCGGGGAAGCACGACUUCCAGCUCCUGAGGAAGCUCGUCUUGCCGGACGGGUCAGUACUCCGAGCGCGUUUGCCCGGUAGACCCACCAAAGAUUGCUUGUUCAGAGACCCGACUCGGGAUGGCGUGAGCUUGUUGAAGAUAUGGAAUAUGAACAAGUACACAGGAGUUAUUGGCGUCUACAAUUGCCAAGGAGCGGCGUGGAGUAGCUUAGAGAGGAAGAACGCUUUUCACGAAACCACAUCAGAAGCCAUAACAGGGUACGUGAGAGGCCGUGAUGUCCACCACAUUUCGGAGGCGGCUGCCAGCGUUGACGGUGAGUGGAACGGCGAUUGUGCCGUGUACUGUCACCGGACCGGCGAGCUUGUGAUUCUCCCAUACAACGUGGCGAUGCCGGUGUCCCUUAGAGUGCUGGAGCAUGAUGUUUUUACGGUGACCCCCGUGAAGGUUCUGGGUUCUGGAGUGAGUUUUGCUCCGGUGGGACUCAUCGAGAUGUACAAUGCAGGCGGCGCCAUUGAAAGGCUUGUGUACGAGGCAAAAGGUGGAAGGGAUGAAAUUAGGAGUGACGGAUUGGAGGCUUUGGUGCGUAUGGAAGUAAAGGGAUGUGGGAAGUUUGGUGCUUAUUCAUCGGCCAAACCAAGAAGGUGCUUGGUGGGUUCUAAGGUGGUGGAUUUUGAUUAUAACUCAGAUUCUGGGCUAACGAUUCUCAAUUUAGAUCAUAUGCCAGAGGAGGACAGAAAGUUCACAUUGUUGAGGUUGAGCUAUGAGAUCUCGAAUGUUAUUAGUUAUAAGGCAGGUUGGGGAGAAUUGGUGGUGUCAGGGAGAUUUGCUUCUCAUCACCUUCCUCUGAAUGUUCUGUUACAUUACAGAAUGCAGUGCUUUGGAACGAUAAGAGGGGUUCAAUAAAUGAGUUGUAACCAUUGCAUAACAUGUAUGCAAUGCGCAUUUGCAAAUACCACGUAACCCGAUCUAGAGCAGCAGUUUGCCUC
Messenger RNA from Neltuma alba, 2629 nucleotides. Its product is annotated as probable galactinol--sucrose galactosyltransferase 6. Lineage: Eukaryota; Viridiplantae; Streptophyta; Magnoliopsida; Fabales; Fabaceae. The record is from RefSeq and is a predicted model, not a curated record.